CAAGAUAUCAUGACGCUCUCGUUGUGAAGAUACUUUCACAUUCUCCUCAAGAUACCUUCACAUUCUCAUUAUACGGGACCGAAUUUUCAGAUGGCUGCUCAUGACAACAUCAGGCGGAAUAAGACAGCUCUGCAGGAUAUUCUGUCUGCAGACUACAAACGCAUACUUGACAAGGUUUUUGAGAAUAAACUUGUAACUACACGUGAGUAUAACAACCUCAAAGACAUCAGUAGAGAAGAUGUGGAGGGGCACGUCACUCGUCUUGUGGAUAAGAUCAUGAAUAAGGGAGAUGACAUCUGCCGGGCCUUCUUGCACAUAAUAAAAACUGAUGAGGACAUCAAAAAUACUUUUCCAAAACUGGGGCACAUAGAAUGGGAUGGCACUCCUUCAUCUAACCCCUUCCAAAGUUAUCCUGUUGCAGCCUCUGGUGAUCCUCCUAAACUGCAAGUUAGUCCAGUCUCAAGCAAAGAUGCCAUGUCCCCAGCGUCAAAGAGAAAAAAGGAUGACCAGUAUCAGCUAGCCACCAAGCCAACUGGUCUCUGUGUGAUCAUCAACAACGAGAACUUUGAGAGUUUAAAAAGGAGAAAUGGAACAGACAAGGAUGCCUAUAGUUUCGCAGAGGUCUUGAGCGGACUGGGGUUCAGAGUGGUAAUGUGUAAAGACCAAACCAAAGACCAGAUGGAUCAGGCAUUACAACUCUUCGCCUCUUCGAAAGACUUUUCCCAACUGCAGAAGUUUGGUGUCAAGGAGUGGGCGAACAGUGAAUUCACUGAUAUAAAAGAGAUUCCUCACCAUGGUGAUGCUUUUGUCUGCUGCAUUCUGAGUCAUGGGGAUAAGGAUGGUAUCAAAGGAGUUGAUGGAAAGACCAUCCCCCUUAAUAAAAUAACUUCCACCUUUAAUGGAUUAAACUGCUCUGCCCUUAACAACAAACCCAAAGUGUUCUUCAUCCAGGCCUGCCAAGGGAGGGAUAAGCACCGAGGAAUUGCGGUAGAUUCUUCAGAGCCGCAAAUGGAAGAUGAUGCUUUCCCUACUCUGGUGGAGUUCAUCCCCGUUGAAGCAGAUUUUCUGGUAGCAAUUGCCACCGUAGAGAAUUGCGUUGCGUACAGACACAAUGAACACGGGAGCUGGUUCAUCCAGUCUGUGUGUCACCAAAUGAAAGAAUACUGUCCCAGGGGCGAUGACCUCAUGGAAAUUCUCUAUCGGGUAAAUGAUGAAGUAAGCCAAAAAGAGAUUCCCAAUGCCUGUCCUGGUAUAGCCAAGCAGAUCCCUGAAAUUAGAAGAGUCACGCUGAGGAAGAGGCUUGUCUUCUCACCACACUCCAGCGAAGGCUGAAUUACCAGGAAAUGUUUGCAUAUAAACACUGUAUGCUUCAUAUCUUGACUAAUGUUUUAUUCAGAAACUAUCGACAUGCCUCUCUCUCUGUCCAAGAAUUAGUUAGAAUUGUUUCUGUGUAUAAGAAAACAUUUGAAACAGUUUACAGAGAUUUAAGAGGAAUAACGGUGCUUCAAUAACAAGUCAUUUUAGUGCUAUUCAGCCAUCAAAUAUACAGCUCUCAUGAUCUUGUGAGCUCAUCUAGGUUAUUGAGGACCACAUAUAGCAUUUACAUGCAACAUUUUCCACAAAGAUCCAUAACUUUUUUGUAAUUUAGAAGCUAGUUUUAGU
Lampris incognitus (smalleye Pacific opah) is the source of this 1662-nucleotide messenger RNA. RefSeq names its product caspase-8-like. Gene Ontology annotation, molecular function: cysteine-type endopeptidase activity. The record is from RefSeq and is a predicted model, not a curated record. NCBI's taxonomy places the organism in Eukaryota, Metazoa, Chordata, Actinopteri, Lampriformes, Lampridae. The transcript has 6 exons. The coding region runs from base 91 to 1332 and encodes 413 amino acids. Gene Ontology annotation, biological process: regulation of apoptotic process; proteolysis.